AUAAGACCAGACCCCAGUAGUCCAAGGAUAAAAUAGUAUUUUGGUAGCUGGGUUUCGGCUAUUAUUCGGGGCGUCAAAACCGUAAGUGCCACGUAUUGCUAUGGUAUAAUCGCUCCUUCACUUGCCACAAUCUCUUGAAUUACGAGCCUGCAAAUUCUAACGAAAAAGUCCAUCGACUAUUUUAUUGUCCACGCUCGCCACAAUUCGAGCAUGUUAGUGUCGCUUAACCUGAAAAUAUUUAUUGAAUCUCCAUUGGCAAGUCUUUUUAUGGACAGCCAAGGGCGCGAACUUGCAUAUGAUUGUCUGGAAGUGUUUCAUCUGUUGCUAUAUGAUACCAAUUAUUCUUUUCUGACAACCAAGCAUCUUUCAUUCAGUGAUGAGUUUGUCCCGCUUCCCAGCCUUAAAUAUUUUAAUAUUCAGGAGAUACAGCACUUUGGCAAAGUGCCAUUUUUAAGGGGCAACAACUGUACCUUGGAGAGGCUGCGAAUUUUGGUUAACUCAUGGUUGACUCAUUUUCUGCACCUACCUGGCAUCUUUUCGCCGAGUAGCCACCCAAAUCUAUACACCAUCAUAUUUUAUGAUGGUUACCAGUUCGGCCAAUCCCACUUUAUUAUGUUGCCUGAAGCACAAAUACAGAGUUCGUUCAAAGCAAUCACCGCUUCGGCGCCGUCACUGCAGGUACUUCCUAUGUGUCCCACGUUUCUUCCUCAAUCGCUGAUCGAGCAGCUGAAAGCCACCACGACAUUUGACAACAUUCAGUCUCUGAACAUAAUCGAUAGUGAGUUGGAAUUUUCGGUCAUUGUGCUUGUGCUUCAAAAAAUUUCUCUGCUGACCACGCUUGGCUGCCGUUUGGGAUCGGCGCACAUAUACCCUGAUGUUCCACAAGCCGAGGCUGUAGACUCUUUGACAGUUGCGUUGCAUUCACAAGGUCGGCAUUUUUAAAUCUCAGUGUGUCCCAGAUUCGAUAUUGUGAGGACUAUGCAUAUGGGCCAUGAUAAUCCAUUUUUAGAACAUUUCGGAUAUUGGGACGUUGGAGCCCUUUCCCUAAUAUUCCGACCAAAUCGAGUGCCUUUUCCGCCAUAGGGGCUAUUAUGAACAUAUUUAGUCAGACCGGAUUUUCUUUAACUUUGUUUUUUUAAAUCUAAUCAUCAGUUUAUUUGAUUUAAA
Molecule: messenger RNA, 1167 nt
Organism: Kickxella alabastrina
Lineage: Eukaryota; Fungi; Kickxellomycota; Kickxellomycetes; Kickxellales; Kickxellaceae
Exons: 2
Coding region: 211-942 (243 amino acids)
Source: RefSeq, a predicted model, not a curated record